CUCUGCCUCUGCUCCUCCCAUCCAUCCACUCAACCUCGCCAUCUGUGGCAUCACGCUCGUUCCAUUUCAAACUUCUUCCUCCUCUCUGUUUUCUCUCAACUCUGCUCUCAAACACACCUCACCAUCGUUUCUGUGCAACAUCAGCAUCAACAUCAACAACACGGCCGAGCUCACUCCCCCAGUUGAUUGAAAUCCUCCCAUCCCCUAUUUCUUAGCCACCUCCUUUCACGACCACCACCAUCACUUGAUAGGUUCUAAUAUACCGACUACGAUUUCAAUCAGGUGGAACCUGCCAUAAUACGAUACAACUUUGCUGUUUUCUAUCGUCUUCGAUUAUUUGUGCGCAAGAGACAUCGCAUCUCGUCCCGGUCAGUCAUUUUGGGAAACAUAGAAGGGGCACGACACAUUUCAACGGGUAGAGGAGCAUCAACUAGACAUAUCAAGGGCUUCUCGGGUUCGCACUUUGGAGGGCCAUCAGGGCGAGAUAUUUCACAUCAGGCAUCAUGUUACGGCAAUUUUCCGCAUUUUCCUUACUACUACUUGGAUCCCUGCCGGCCAGAGUCCUAGCUGGUCAAGUGCUCGAGACAACAAGCUUCAGUACUUGUGACUCGGACGACUCGAUCAAGGUUCAUAAAGUUGAUAUCAAAUAUAAUGCAGACGACAAGACGGUGACGUUUGAUGUCGCUGGUUCGAGUACAAGAGCUCAGAAUGUGACGGUAAGGCCUCAAGACCGACAUCUUCUAACGCUCCCCAAAAGCUAAUCAAGUACCCACCAGGCAGCUUUGAAAGUCACAGCAUACGGCACAGAGGUAUACCAAAAGUCCUUUGAUCCUUGCGAUGAAGGCACGUUCGUGACUCAACUAUGUCCUGGUAUGUAUUUUGGGGAGAUAUCCGUCUCGACUUUUUCUGACAACGUCAAUAGUGCCCGUAGGGGACUUUGCGGCACAAGGAACACAGACCAUUCCCGAAAAUUACGCUUCGAUGAUUCCAUCGAUCGCAUUUACCGUUCCAGAUAUUGCAGCUCAGGCAAUGCUGGAGUUGAAGGCAAAAGAGUCGCAAAAGAAUGUGGCUUGUUUAACAUCAGUGGUGUCAAACGGCAAGACAGUUAAUGUUCCAGCAGUCUCUUACGUUGCAGCAGGUAUUGCAGGAGCGGCACUUGCACUUACUGGUGCUUCAGCUAUUGGAGCUGCUGCAGCUGGUGCUCACGCUGGAGGCGCCGGAACAGCCAGUCCAUCGUUCACAGAGGUCUUCACCGUAUUUCAAGGAUUCGCCAUGAACGGAAUGAUGUCCGUAAAUUACCCACCAGUAUACAGAAGUUUCUCCAAGAAUUUCGCCUUCAGUACUGGCAUCAUUCCUUGGAGAUCUUUCCAAACCUCUAUCGACAGUUUCCGAAAUGUCACGGGUGGAAACUUGACCCAAGACAGUGUUGCUUUCCUCGAUAACGCAACCUUGGUCUAUUCUGGAUCUUCCAAUUCUUCGACCCCUAAGCGAUCCCUGGACCUGAUGAGCUUGAUGGCCAGAGACUCACUUUCCACGUCUACAAACGCCAGUACCGACGCCACAUCCACAACUUCUACCAUUGAAGCCCAGGUAUCUGGGAUCAAGGCAUACGCCAACCAACUGAGUGUUCCUUCCGCCAACACUUUCAUGACCGUUCUUCUCAUCGUUGCUUGUGUUAUUGCCGCAAUCGCUGUCGGUAUCUUGUUUUUCAAGGUUAUUCUCGAAACCUGGGCUCUCUUCGGAUCCUUCCCUAAAGGUCUGACUGGAUUCCGAAAGCAUUACUGGGGUUCUAUGGGUCGUGCUAUCGUUCAAUUGAUUAUGCUUCUCUAUAGUGUGUGGACUCUUUACUGCAUAUUCCAAUUUACUCACGGAGAUUCUUGGGCCGCUAAACUACUUGCUGGUAUUACUCUUGCAUUAUUCACUGCCGUCCUCGGAUUUUACACCUUCAAGAUCUGGCACGCUGCACGAAAGCUCAAGCAACAUGAAGGAGAUGUAUCUGGUUUAUACGAGAAGAAGGAAACCUGGAUGAAGUACAGUAUCUUUUACGAUAGUUACAAGAAGGACUUCUGGUGGGUAUUUAUCCCCUUCCUCCUCUACGCGUUCGCCAAGGGAUGUGUUCUUGCAGCAGCAGAUGGACACGGACUCACCCAAACCGUUGCACAAUUGAUCAUUGAGAUACUCAUGCUUGGAUUAUUGAUCUGGAACCGGCCAUUCGAGAGAAGAUCUGGUAACAUCAUCAACAUCUUCAUUCAAGUUGUACGGGCACUCUCGGUUAUCUGCAUUCUUGUGUUUGUGGAGGAAUUAGGUAUCGGUGCAACCACUCAAACCGUCACUGGAAUGGUUCUUGUUGCUGUCCAAUCUACUCUCACCGGAGUUCUGGCCAUUCUCAUUGUUGCCAAUGCUCUGAUCCUGUGCUUCAAGGAGAACCCUCACCGUAAGAGACGUAAGGAAGCAGGUAAGAACAAUCUAUCAAUACUUUCGCAUCAUUCACUAACAUGGUAUAGAAAAAAUGAACCGUGAUCUUGACAACCUCACUCCACUCGAUGCCCGCAACAGCUUAUUGAUGGAUCCAAACGCACGAUCUCACUACGAGAAUGACGUCAAGCACCCUCUUGUCAAGGACAACAGCGCCGAUAGUUUCAUGAACGAACCUGCAAACCCAUACAAAGGUGCAACACCACUGCGACCCUUUGCUCAAAACCACCGCCCUUCGACUUCGGACUCGAGCACUCGAGAAAAUUUGGUAUCUGGGGCAGCACCUCUAGGCGGCGCUGAACCACGAAAUCCUACACUACCCGAUUUCUCCAACAACCCCCCACAGCCAUAUGGUGGAUACCGUGGUAUGGCGUACUAAAAAAGCAUGAAAUGUCGAGGCGGUGCCCUUUGUCCAUAUAAUGAUCAACUCUUAUUUCAUGUUUUUUGGGGCGGAAUUUGUUUGCUUUUCGUUCUCGCGCGUUUGUACAACCACGUCCACAUACCCCGGAAGAAUAUCCCAAGGAUAUUCCCAGCUAGCAUGGCCUUUCGAAAUAUUUAGAAUAGUGGAGGGACGGCCCAACCCCUCUUUUGAAUGAAGAUGAAUACGGAGUUUUUAGUAUAUAGAAUUGAAAGGGAGGGGUUGGGUUGUGGGAAGUAGCAGCAUCAUGAUGAAUAUUUUUGGGCGUGAAAUCUUUUUCCUUGAGUCGAAUUUUUUCAUUGAGCGGUUGUUCUACUUAUUUUCCUUGUGUUGUCUUUCUUCAAACUUUUUCUUAUGUUUUUAGGGCAGGGCUUGUUGGAGGAUGAGGGAAGGACGGAGAGAGAUAAGA
This is a messenger RNA of Hymenoscyphus albidus, 3302 nucleotides long. The record is from the annotation of a GenBank genome assembly. NCBI's taxonomy places the organism in Eukaryota, Fungi, Ascomycota, Leotiomycetes, Helotiales, Helotiaceae.